AGCAGCUAGCACCCUCGCACCGCCCAUGCGCCACGCCCUCUGGCCCUCCCUGGCUCCAUAUUGCAGGAAAGCGGGCUAGGGUGUGACGCUGCUUUCUUGUUCAGAAUGUCAUACCCAGGCUAUCCCCCAACAGGCUACCCGCCUUUCCCUGGAUAUCCUCCUGCAGGUCAGGAGUCAUCUUUUCCCACUACGGGUCAGUAUCCAUACCCUAGUGGCUUUCCACCAAUGGGAGGAGGUGCUUACCCACCAGCACCAAGUGGUGGCUACCCAGGAGCUGGAGGCUACCCUGCACCUGGAGGUUAUCCAGCCCCUGGGGGCUAUCCUGGAGCCCUAAGUCCAGGGGGUCCUCCAGCCUACCCUGGAGGCCCAGGCUUUGGGGCCCCACCCGGUGGAGCAGGCUUUUCUGGCUAUCCACAGCCACCUGCACAGUCUUAUGGUGGCGGACCAGCCCAGGUCCCAGUACCAGGUGGCUUUCCUGGAGGACAGAUGCCGUCUCAGUACCCUGGAGGACAAGGUCCCUACCCGAGUCAGAUCAAUACAGAAUCCUUUUCUUCCUAUCCUGCUUUCUCCCCUGUUUCUUUGGAUUAUAGCAGUGAUCCUGCUGCGAUGAUUCAGGGCACCCAAGGAACAAUCCGCCCAGCCUCCAACUUUGAUGCUAUGAGAGAUGCAGAAAUUCUCCGAAAAGCAAUGAAAGGGUUUGGGACAGACGAGCAAGCAAUUGUGGAUGUUGUGUCUAAUCGUUCCAAUGACCAGAGGCAACAAAUCAAAGCAGCUUUUAAGACCAUGUAUGGCAAGGAUUUAAUUAAAGAUCUCAAGUCAGAAUUGAGUGGGAAUAUGGAAGAAUUAAUCCUUGCCCUGUUCAUGCCUUCUACAUACUAUGAUGCCUGGAGCUUACGGAAGGCAAUGCAGGGAGCAGGAACUCAAGAACGUGUAUUGAUAGAGAUUUUGUGCACAAGAACAAAUCAAGAAAUUCGAGACAUUGUUAGAUGUUAUCAAUUAGAAUUUGGACGAGACCUUGAGAAGGACAUUAGGUCAGAUACCUCAGGACAUUUUGAACGUCUCCUCGUGUCCAUGUGCCAGGGAAACCGUGACGAGAGCCAGAGUGUGAACCACCAGAUGGCCCAGGAGGACGCUCAGCGUCUCUAUCAGGCUGGGGAGGGGAGGCUGGGAACAGAUGAAUCCUGUUUCAACAUGAUUCUCGCUACAAGAAGCUUCCCUCAGCUGAAGGCCACCAUGGAGGCUUAUUCCAGGAUGGCUAAUCGAGAUUUGCUAAGCAGUGUAAGCCGAGAAUUUUCUGGAUACGUUGAAAGUGGUUUGAAGACCAUCUUGCAGUGUGCCCUCAACCGCCCUGCCUUCUUUGCUGAGCGACUCUACUACUCCAUGAAAGGCGCUGGCACGGACGACUCCACCCUGGUCAGGAUUGUGGUCACUCGAAGUGAGAUUGACCUUGUUCAGAUAAAACAGAUGUUCACCCAGAUGUAUCAGAAGACCCUAAGCACAAUGAUUGCAAGUGACACGAGUGGAGAUUACAGGAAGCUGCUCCUGGCCAUUGUUGGCCAGUGAGAAGGGUCCUUUUUCCCUUUAAGGAAUGAAGCUCUUCAGGGCCUAUCCUUCCAUGCAACGAGACCUGCAUGCAGCCAUGUCAGAUACCACCUGACCAGAGUAGUUUUCCACUGAGGACUGUCAAGGGGUGUGCUGGGUUUGCACAUGUUACUGCCUUAAUUCUAAUGUUAUUUUUUUUUCUGUAUCCAAUCAGUGUAAAAGCCAUAUCAAUGACGUAGUAAUGUAAUAUUUGUAAAGCUUUGCUCUCACUGCUUUUAUUUUAAUCCAGAUUUCAAAUUGAAUAAAAGUCACAGCAAUCUCUAAUUUUUUGUGUAAUGUUAAAAGAAUGAGAGAAUGAGAACGGAGUUUGUUAAAACACGCUGUUCUGGUUUGAUCACAGAGUGUGAUUUUCAGCUCAGGAAUAAGCCACAGUAACUCAGGUGGAUGGCUGAAGUUUCCUGGUACAAGUGGAAUAAAACCCACUCUCAGCUAGUAGUAGUGUAGGACUGACAGGCCGUGUGGUGCCCACCUAAGUAACAGUCUAUGCAAGCACGAUCUUAACUCUGGAGGCUCUGGAGACUUCAGUGGUGUUCUUGAGACCCCUUUGCAUCCCAGGGCCAGCUGGUGCCAGCUGUUAGUAAUGAAUCCCACUGUGUGGUGGGAGUGCCUUGUGGACCACCACACACCUCUGACAGUGACGUCCUGUGCAAGGCUGGCCCUCUAAGCCACAGAGACCCUGGAUGUUACAUUAUCAUGGUAACCAAAAUGCUCCUGAGGCCAUCAGGAGCUUAACUGGCAGCUCAGGAAAGAUGCCUCCUCCUCCUCCUCCUCCACUUCCUCUUCCUCCCCCUCCUCCUCCACAGCCCAGGCCCGUGAGUAACCUGAUUACUUUUGUGUUUCUACCCAGUUCCCAUGGAUGAGGACAAAAGCAAGCCCCUUCCUGCAUUUAAUUGUCACAGGGAAGAUCACUUAUAAAAGCCUCUGUCUCCUAUCUUUUACAAACAGACUCUAUGUGCACGAGCGUUUGCCUGCAGACAUGCAUAUGCACCCAACCACUUGCAUGCCUAUUUUUCUCUCAGAGACCAGGAGAGGGUGUUGGAAACCCUAAAAUGGAAGCUAUAGAUGCUUGUAAACUAUUCUGUGAGUGCUGGUAUCUGAACCCAGGUACUCUGUGCUUAGUUUAUUAGAGUAGAAAAGUAAAAAGCUAUAGU
Molecule: messenger RNA, 2753 nt
Organism: Mus pahari (shrew mouse)
Lineage: Eukaryota; Metazoa; Chordata; Mammalia; Rodentia; Muridae
Gene: Anxa7
Product: annexin A7
Exons: 14
Coding region: 106-1563 (485 amino acids)
Cellular component (GO): cytoplasm
Molecular function (GO): calcium-dependent phospholipid binding; calcium ion binding
Source: RefSeq, a predicted model, not a curated record